AUGGUUGCAUCCACAAAUAAUUCAACUGCUUCCUUAAACCAUAUUGCUAUUCUUGGUUAUGGAUUGAUGGGAAGUGGAAUCGCUCAGAUUUGUCUUCAAAAUGGAUAUAAGGUGUCCAUAUAUGGUCGUAAUCCAAAGAGAUUAGUGGAAUGCUCUGAACGUAUCCGUUGGGGAUUGGUGAAACAUGCUUCCAAAGCCAAUAAGUUAGAUAAAGAAGAAGUCAAUUCUGUUGUCGAUCAGCAGAUGUCAUGUUUAUCAUAUAAUACGGUAAUAUCGAAGGUUGUACAGAAUGCUGAUAUGGUCAUCGAAGCAGUUGCAGAAGAUUUGCAAUUGAAGCGAAAAAUUUUUGAAGAAGUUCAAGAAUACUGUCCAUCGAAUGCUUUACUCAUCACUAACACAUCAUCUAUUCGUCUGAUGGAUAUUGUUGAAUGUAUUGAGAAUCCAGCUCAUUUUGCUGGACUUCAUUUCUUCAAUCCUGUUCCUCUGAUUAAGCUUGUUGAAGUAGUGAGCACAUCACUGACUUCUGAUGAAACGAAGCAAGUUUUAAUUGAAUUCUGUAGAACAAUUGAUAAAACAUCAAUUGCUUGUAAGGAUACCCCUGGAUUCAUAGUCAACCGUUUGUUAAUUCCAUACUUGAUAGAGAGUAUCCGAAUGGUUGAACGUGGAGAUGCAACCAUGGAAGAUAUUGAUGCCGGCAUGAGAUGCGGAACAAACUACCCGAUGGGGCCAUUAGAACUUUGCGAUUAUGUCGGACUAGACACACUUCAAAAUGUCAUGAAAGUCUGGAGAGAAUCUAUGCCGAACGAUAGCCGCUUUGAACCAUGCGCUUUACUUGAUUCAUUAGUUGAACAAGGAAAGCUGGGUCGAAAAACCAAACAAGGAUUCUAUUCUUAUUAG
Molecule: messenger RNA, 897 nt
Organism: Auanema sp. JU1783
Lineage: Eukaryota; Metazoa; Nematoda; Chromadorea; Rhabditida; Rhabditidae
Source: the annotation of a GenBank genome assembly